GUUCCUGUUUUCAAGACCAGGGGGAGGAAAAAGACCGUUCUGCUGAGCUUGGGGCGCCUUGUUUUACUACAGCAGCGCAAGGAUGAUGAUUACGGAUUUGGGGCUCCUACUAGGAGUAACGUUGCUGUGUGCAGUGUUACCUGUGGAUGUUCAUGGGGCAGUUCCUCCUGCUGGUGCGAUGGUGAUUGAGUGUCGGGAUCGGUACUUCUGGGUGUCCCUGGAUACCGCCUUUGCUGGCAGUAAAUAUCGUUUUGAUAUUGCUAAUGGUGCAACUGUGCGACGGAUCAUUGACCCGCUUGCCUCCGAGUGUGGCUUCACCUACAGCAAUAACAGUGUGACUGGCCGGCUGAUCUUCAGAGCUUCGUACUUUGCCUGUUAUGUACACAAUGAGCUUGACAGUGUCUUUACCCUCACCUCUAACUUUGUGAAAAUUGACCCCUCUGGUGGAGAGACAACAUUCCCCCUGAGCAAGACCUGCACCUUGAGUAUCCCAUGGAAUGCAAGGGAAGUAAUCUGUGAGGAGAACUACAUGGAGGUGUCUGUGAGAAGGACUGUGCCACAGAUCUCUCAGACCCAGAUAAUUUCCCAAGAAUGGGAUAUCACCUAUUCCAUAGCCCAAAGAGCUGCCUUGGCUACAUGGCAGGUGGUCUUCCUAAAAACUGGCCUGGCUCCUACGACCAUGAACACAAGCUAUGCCUGGAGCCAGGGAUAUGUGAUGGGUUCUACUCCUGGAAGGGUUGUGUUCCGCUCUCCGUAUGGACAGCCCCUCUCUGAGCUGGUCAUGGUUAAUGGCAUUCAGGUGGAGACUAUCCAUGCGACAAUCUUCUACCGCCAGAAGUGGAUGCUGGUUCUUAUUGACAUGUCAACAGCCUGUACAACAAAUCCUGGCUCAUUUGAUGGUACUAAUCUGUUGUGGAGUACCCCUAUUGUGUUGCGCCCACUGGUCCAGGUUCCCACUGGAUUUGUGAGUAGCAGCAUCCGCAUGGGUGUGGAGGGCCUGCUGCUGGAUAAUGCUACCAUGUUGCAGAAGGGUUAUGGAAUGAGUGUUGGUCCAACACUGGUGGAGAUCCAAAUUCCCUUUGGGGCUGAUGGAGGGUCCAGAGAGGUGCAUGUGAUUGACAACCAGUAUAGUGAGCGCUACAUCAUUAACCUGUACUAUGAGCACAUCUUUGCUGAUGGGAGCCAGGAGCUGACCAGACACAGGAUGGCGAGACUAGUCCACACCCCUUACUUGCCACAGACUCCCUUUACCAUUAACCAAACCAUCCUGGCAGAGAGAGUGUUCACUGUCUAUCUGGGUGUCUUCAACCCUGAUGUGGCGCUAAUUGCUGUGGAUCUCAAUGGGGUGCCCCUGACUGUACCUCAAGCUCAACUCCGUGGCUUUACGAUCUCGACGGUCCAGCACCCCAAUGGCACCCAUGCUUAUGUGCUCAAGGUCCCCUUUGAAGAUCCAAUUGUACUAAAAAGUUAUUCGGGACCAACAACCAUGAUGUACGUCUUGAAUAUCAACUACACUCUCAACAUUGUCCCACAGAAUGAGCCAUACUACCACCCAGCUACUGUGGCUGCACAAAUCCGCAUACCUAUUAACCAAGACCUCACUGCUGUAUGCAAGGAAAAGAGCAUUUUAUUCUCCAUAACACAAAUGGAAAUGUCCUACUUGUGGGAGAUCUGCAUUGGCUCUGAUCCUCUGACCCCAGAGCUGGCAGCAAACCGGGGUUACAUUCUCAAGAACACCACCCAAGGCCUCACCCUGGAGGUGCCACUCUAUACAAUUGGGUACACCUAUGAGGAUAUUGGCCUCAAUAUGUUCUUUGGCAUCUUCACACUUAGCAUAAGGGAUGCCAGCACCUUAAGUGUGGUAGCAGUGAGCACAAAGCGCUGUCCCUUCAAUUCUGAGGAGCUUGUUGUGUGUAUGCCAAAUGGGACUAUGACUGUAGUGGCCAGUGUUGCAUCUACAGUUCCCAUGGUUGACCCUCUCAGAACAACCCUCCUGGACAGAAGCUGCAAGCCCAAUGAAACCAAUGCUACAGCUGUUCUGUUCACCUUCAGUGUGACUACCUGUGGAACCAGGUUCAUGGUUGAUGAUCACUAUCUGAUGUAUGAAAAUGAGGUAGUAUUCAAUGGGGUUUUCCUGCCUGAGAGCGCUCCAGUUAUCACAAGGGACAGUGAAUACAGGUUGACUGUACGGUGUUAUUACCCUGUUAAUGACACCCAGAUGCUGGCUUUGGACUGGGUGCCUGUUCCAGCUCCACGCAGUGCUGGCAUUGGCUCCCUUAUCCAGGCUUACCCUUCCAAAGGCCUGAAAAGAAGCAGGGCUGUCCCAAGCACCCACAAUGGCAUUAUGAGAGGUAAAGGUGCCAACAAGGAGGCUGUUGCUUCCCCUCUGCAGGAUGAGGAAGGUCUGGAAUCCCCCUCUGUACCAGCCCUGGGAGUUGCCAUCGUUUUCCUGGGUGUCUUCUUGCUUGCUUCUAUUCUGUUUGUGAAAACCAGAUGCUAAAUUGUUUGCCAAUAAAACUUUGAACUUCCAUUUG
This is a messenger RNA of Lepisosteus oculatus (spotted gar), 2534 nucleotides long. RefSeq lists its product as uncharacterized. NCBI's taxonomy places the organism in Eukaryota, Metazoa, Chordata, Actinopteri, Semionotiformes, Lepisosteidae. The record is from RefSeq and is a predicted model, not a curated record.